CUCAAUAUUAAUCAAUAUCCUGUUGUGUUUCUCUUAAGGCCCUCCACUUUGACACAAUGAGAAUUAUGUUCCACUAUCUGUAUGAGGAGCUCUACAAAGAAGGAGAGUACAAGACUGAAGACGAGAAGAGAAGCCUGCAGCUGGUUAAUCGCUUGUACGGAGAACAGACGGUCGAUUUUAAAGAAGAUUUCCUAGACGAAUGUGAGGAGUGGUGUUUUGCCAGCUUCAGGACUGCUGACUUCAAGACGGAUCCUGAAGCGGCGAGAAAAAAGAUCAAUAGCUGGGUGAAGAAUAAGACUUACGGAAAACUGAAGGAUUUGUUGGAUUCAGAAGAAGUGGAAGAGGUCACAAGACUUGCUCUUAUCAGUGCAGUGUUCUUCGAGAAGAAGUGGGCCACCAGCUUCACACCUAUGGUCCCCAACAAGGAUAUGAUGGUUAUGAUGGGUAAGACGGAUAAGCUUCCUCUGGGAACUAUCCCACACAGACAAAAUAAAAAGCUUCCCACUGAAGCUCAGAUUCUGGAGAUCCCUUAUGAGAAUCAUCAUCUGAGCAUGAUCAUUAUACUCCCAAACAACAGUGAAGUAAAGUGUCAGUGA
Molecule: messenger RNA, 596 nt
Organism: Carassius carassius (crucian carp)
Lineage: Eukaryota; Metazoa; Chordata; Actinopteri; Cypriniformes; Cyprinidae
Product: leukocyte elastase inhibitor-like
Exons: 4
Coding region: 57-596 (179 amino acids)
Molecular function (GO): serine-type endopeptidase inhibitor activity
Source: RefSeq, a predicted model, not a curated record